Molecule: messenger RNA, 2914 nt
Organism: Melospiza melodia melodia
Lineage: Eukaryota; Metazoa; Chordata; Aves; Passeriformes; Passerellidae
Gene: DUSP11
Product: dual specificity phosphatase 11
Exons: 9
Coding region: 147-2414 (755 amino acids)
Biological process (GO): protein dephosphorylation
Molecular function (GO): protein tyrosine/serine/threonine phosphatase activity; polynucleotide 5'-phosphatase activity
Source: RefSeq, a predicted model, not a curated record
UGGGGCAGCAGCACCGGGGCAGGGGCAGAACCAUCCUCUGAACGCCUGGAACUGCUCUGGGACAGAGGCCGAACCCCUGAGGACCCCUGGAACUGCUCUGGGACACAGGGAUUGCAUCCAGCACAACGCCCAAGGUGCUGGCAGCAAUGGGAUCGCUCUGCUUGAGGUGGACCCAGUACAGCCCCCUGGGCCGCAGGAUGGCCGGCACGCGCUUCGUGGCCUUCAAGGUGCCCCUGAGGAAGAGCUUCGAGCAGAACCUGCUGCCAGAGCAGAGGUUUUCCCCCCGGGACCUCCUCAGGAAGGUGCAGGAGAGGCAGGAGGAGCUGGGGCUGAUCAUCGACCUCACCUACACCACGCGCUACUACAGCAGGCAGGAUCUGCCCCGCGCCAUGCGCUACUGCAAGAUCCUGACCAGGGGCCACGAGAUCCCCAACAGGAAAAGCUUCCAGAGGUUCAGGUCCCUGGUGAGGAGGUUCCUGAUGGCCAACAGGGACAACGACAAACUCAUCGGGGUGCACUGCACACACGGCCUGAACAGGACUGGCUACCUGGUCUGCAGGUACCUGAUUGAGGUUGAAGGCAUGGAGCCCAAUGCUGCCAUAGAAUUGUUCAACACGUCCCGAGGGCACCCCAUGGAGAGACCCAACUACAUCCAGGACCUGCAGAGGAGAGCCCCGAGCAGCUGUGAGCUGAGGGAUCUGGGCUCAGGUGUGAGCAAGGAGAGCAGUGCCCCAGCAAAGGCCCAGAAGCACCCCCAGCCCCCCCUGGCAGUGCCCAGGAGCAGCAGCAGUGCCAGGCAGAGGCAGGAAGAGCAGAAAAAUCUGGAGCAGAGGAAGCAGAAAAAGCAGAAUCAUCAGGAGAGAGAACAUCAGGAAGAGAGGAAACAGAAAAAGCAGAAUCAUCUGGAGAUGGAGCAUCAGGAGCAGAGGAAGCAGAAAAAGCAGAAUCAUCAGGAGCAGAAACAUCUGGAGAUGGAGCAUCUGGAGAUGGAGCAUCAGGAAGAGAGGAAACAGAAAAAGCUGGAGCAUCUGCAGCCAGAACAAUUGGAGGAAAGGAAGCAGAAUCAUCAGGAGCAGAGGGAGCAGAAAAAGCUGAAACAUCAGGAGCAGAACCACGUGGAGAUGGAGCAUCAGGAGCAGAGGAAGCAGAAAAAGCUGGAGCAGAGGAAGCAGAAAAAAAAGGAGGAUGGGGAGCAGGAGCAUCUGGAGGUGGAACGUGUGGAGGAGAGGAAGCAGAAAAAGCUGAAACAUCAGGAGCAGAAUCACCUGGAGCAGAAGAAACAGAAAAAGCAGAAUCAUCUGGAGCUGGAACAUCUGGAAAUGGAGCAUCAGGAGCAGAAAAAGCAGAAGAAUCUGGAACAGAAUAAUCUGGAAAUGGAGCAGAGGGAGCAGAGGGAGCAGAAUCAUCUGGAACAAAGGAAGCAGAAGAAGCUGAAACACCUGGAGCUGGGGCAUCAGAAGCAAAAGAAGCAGAAACAGCAGGAACAGAAUCAUGUGGAGCUGGAACAUCUGGAAAUGGAGCAUCAGGAGCAGAAGGAGCAGAAUCAUCUGGAGAUGGAGCACCAGGAGAGGAGGAAGCAGAAAAAGCAGAAGCAUCUGGAACAGAAUCUGGAGCAGGAGCAUCGUGAGCAGAGGAAGCAGAAAAAGCUGAAACAUCUGGAGAUGGAGCAUCAGGAGCAGAGGAAACAGAAGGAGCAGAAUCAGGAGCAGAGGAAGAAAAAAAAGCUGAAACAUCAGGAGCAGAACCAUCUGGAAAUAGAGCAUCAGGAGCAGAGGAAGCAGAAAAAACUGGAAUGUCAGGAGCAGAAUCAUCUGGAGAUGGAGCAUCUAGAGCUGAAGAAGCAGGAAAAGCUGGAACAUCUGGAGAUGGAACAUCAGGAGCAGAGGAAGCAGAAAAAACUGGAACAUCAGGAGAUGGAGCAUCAGGAGAAAAGGAAGCAGAAGGAGCAGAAUCACCUGGAGCAGAGGAAGCAAAAAAAGCAGAAACGUCAGGAACAGAAUCAUCUGGAGAUGGAGCAUCAGGAGCAGAGGAAGCAGAAAAAUCUGGAGCUCCAGGAGCAGGAGCAUCUUGAGCAGAAGAAGCAGAAGAAGCUGAAACAUCAGGAGCAGAGGAAAGAGAAGAAACAGAAACAUCUGGAGCAGAAUGAUCUGGAGAUGGAGCACCAGGAGCAGAGGAAGCAGAAAAAGCUGGACAAGAGACAGCAGAGGAAACAGAAUCAGCAGGAGCAGAAGAAGCAGAAUUCUCUGGAGCAGAAUUCUCUGGGACAGAACUUUUUGGACCACAAUAAUCAGGAGCAGGAGGCCCUGGAGCUGCCCUGCCCUGAGCCCCCCAGGAACUGCUGCCUGUCCCCACCCCCCAAGAAGAAAAAGAAGCAGCAGCAGCAGGAGCUGUGUCACCAGCAGGACCUGUCCUGACACAGCCCCACCAGGAGAGCCCUCCAGGGCUGCUUUAAUCUCAUUUUAAUCUCGUUUUAAUCUCAUUUUAAUCUCGUUUUUAACCUGGUUUCUCUCACUGCCCACAGCUCUGGUGCUUUUCCACCAGGAGAGCCCUGCAGGAGCAGCAGGAGCUGCCAGGCAGCACUUUUCAAACAAUCAAGGCUGGUUUUUGAUCUGGUUUUUCUCACAGCUCCGGUGUUUUUACAGGAAUUUUUCGUCGGUGCUGUGAGUGCUCCAUGAUCAUUCCAUGAUAUUCUGGAAUGAUCCUAAAGGAACUUCCUCAGGUGCCCCUGGGCCUUCAACAAAACGGGAUUUUGUUGAUUUCCUCAGGGCAAGGAACGGGACUGACCAUGAAAACUCUGAUUUUUAUUCUCUUUUUUACCCAGUUUUGCUAUAAUGGGUAAAUCAGCAACAUUUUUUUACCAGAGUAUAAGAUUUUUACUUUUGCUAAAGUAAAUUUCCACGCUGUGCAAACUCCA